This is a messenger RNA of Bacidia gigantensis, 912 nucleotides long. RefSeq names its product Inorganic pyrophosphatase (gene IPP1). The transcript is spliced from 5 exons. Gene Ontology annotation, biological process: phosphate-containing compound metabolic process. The record is from RefSeq and is a predicted model, not a curated record. NCBI's taxonomy places the organism in Eukaryota, Fungi, Ascomycota, Lecanoromycetes, Lecanorales, Ramalinaceae. Gene Ontology annotation, cellular component: cytoplasm; nucleus. Gene Ontology annotation, molecular function: magnesium ion binding; inorganic diphosphate phosphatase activity. Bases 1 to 912 code for a protein of 303 amino acids.
AUGAGUUCUCUGCCCAUAAGUGAAAGGGGCUAUCACCCCAAUGCUCCUGGAACUUAUUCUGCCCGCAAAAUUGGACACCCGAAUACUUUCGAGCAUCGCAUAUAUAUUGAGAAGGAUGGUGUGCCGAUCUCACCGUUCCAUGACAUACCGUUGUAUGCGAAUGAACAGCAGACGGUCCUCAAUAUGGUUGUCGAGAUCCCAAGGUGGACGAAUGCUAAGAUUGAGAUCUCGAAAGAGGAGCCAUUGAACCCUCUGAAGCAAGAUACAAAGAAAGGGAAGCUUCGCUACGUCCGCAAUUGCUUCCCCCAUAAAGGGUAUCUAUGGAACUACGGAGCAUUUCCACAAACGUGGGAGGAUCCGAACGUCGAGCACGUAGAGACCAAGGCAAAAGGCGAUAAUGACCCUUUGGAUGUCUGUGAGAUUGGCGAGCUGGUAGCUACUCCAGGCCAGGUUAAGCAGGUCAAAGUCUUAGGUGUGAUGGCUCUAUUGGACGAGGGAGAAACAGAUUGGAAGAUCAUCGUUAUUGAUGUCAAUGACGCUUUGGCACCGAGACUGAACGACAUUGAAGAUGUGGAACGUCAUUUGCCCGGUCUGCUGAGGGCUACGAAUGAAUGGUUCCGCAUCUAUAAGAUCCCAGAUGGAAAGCCGGAAAAUCAAUUCGCCUUCUCUGGUGAAUGCAAGAACAAGAAAUACGCCACAGAAGUCGUACGUGAAUGCGCGGACUCCUGGGAGAGACUCAUUACCGGCAAAGUGUCGCCUGGCGGUGUUUCUUUGGCCAACGUAACGGUUCCCCAUUCCCCCAACAGAGAACAACCUGGCGAGCGGAACAUCCCUCGAGGCCAAGAUCUCCCCCCCGCCCCAAUCGACGGCAUGUAUGACAAGUGGUUCUUCAUCUCUGGCGCAGCUGUGUGA